GGGGGCGUGCGUGUGAGCCCAGCCGCCUCCCAGAGGAGCAGCCAGGCGACCGCCCGGAGGGCCACGGCCCGGGCAGCCAGGACGCCGGAGAACGCGCGCCACACAGGAGCGCGCGGGGACGAAACGCGGAGGAGCGUGCACCCGCCUCACGCCGCUCCUACAGCGCGCUGCCACGGAGUUUGCGACCAGGACGGAAGACUCGGUGCGCGCACGCCGGCGGCCCCACGGUUCCCCCGUUCCCCGCAGCCCCGGCCCCCGAAAGUUCCGGCGUCGCGGGAGGCAGCCGCCCCACCCCCUCGUUAGCUCCCGUCGCUGCCCCGCCCCUCGUCGUCCCGCUCGGGGGCGGGGCGAGGAGCGACGCAAGCGCCGUGGCGUGCGCCGGGGCUGUUGCUGUGGGGACGGCUCCGUGGGCCGCCAGCCCGGCCCUGACCCCAGCAUGCCGUCCUGGGAGCCCGCCUCCCGAGCUCCCGGCCUCCAGCUCCACUUACAGGUAUUCGCGGAUCUGGGUCUCCUGCCAGGGAGUUCACCCCACAGUCGCGUCUGCGGGCUGUGACUGUCGCCUCCUCCUGCCGCGCCAGGCUCCGCCCGGCCUCCGAGUCAGGUUAAGUGCUUCUCAGUGCAUGCAGUUGGGUGAAAACAACCCCCUCACGGCGGUUUGAGACGUCGGCCUGCAGGAGAAGAUGCGCUUUCUCUACUUCUGUUAGGCAGGAAGUCACUAUAUGACUAACACAUCUUCAUCAGCUUUCCUCUGAUUUACCCUGAAGUGUAUGUAAUAAUGACAUGCACUGCCAAGCAAUGUGGAAUUCGGUUCCAGCCUCCAGCUAUUAUCUUAAUCUAUGAGAAUGAAAUGAAGGGAAAAAGUCGCCAGCGCAUCAUGCCAGUCCGAAACUUUUCGAAGUUUUCAGACUGCAGCAGAGCCGCUGAACAAUUAAAGAAUAAUCCACGACACAAGAGUUACCUGGAACGAGUAUCCCUGAGGCAGCUAGAGAAGUUAUUCACUUUUUUACGAGGUUACUUGUGGGGCCAGAGUUUGGCAGAAACAAUGGAACAAAUUCAACGGGAAACAACCAUUGAUCCUGAGGAAGACCUGAACAAACUAGAUGACAAGGAACUUGCCAAAAGGAAGAGCAUCAUGGAUGAACUUUUUGAGAAAAAUCAGAAGAAGAAGGAUGAUCCAAAUUUUGUUUAUGACGUUGAAGUUGAGUUCCCACAGGAUGAACAACUGCAGUCCUGCGGCUGGGACACGGAGUCAGCUGACGAGUUCUGAUAUCAAGGACUCAAAAAUUUAUUGAGCUAGCAGAAAAUUUGUGUUUGUGCAAAGAAUGUAGAUUGGUUCUGGAAAAAUCUGUAAAGAACACUAAAUGUACGUGUUGGGUCGUA
Equus quagga is the source of this 1380-nucleotide messenger RNA. RefSeq names its product centrosomal protein 19 (gene CEP19). Gene Ontology annotation, biological process: microtubule anchoring at centrosome; trans-Golgi to periciliary membrane compartment transport. The transcript is spliced from 3 exons. Bases 776 to 1267 code for a protein of 163 amino acids. The record is from RefSeq and is a predicted model, not a curated record. Gene Ontology annotation, cellular component: centriole; centrosome; spindle pole. NCBI's taxonomy places the organism in Eukaryota, Metazoa, Chordata, Mammalia, Perissodactyla, Equidae.